This is a messenger RNA of Cinara cedri, 18301 nucleotides long. Lineage: Eukaryota; Metazoa; Arthropoda; Insecta; Hemiptera; Aphididae. The record is from the annotation of a GenBank genome assembly.
AUGGUUUCCGUACAAAGAGUGAGUAAUUGACUAUUAUUUAUAUUGUAUUUUUAUGUAUUUAUUAUGCGCCUAUAUUGUUGAAAAAAAAAAAUUAAGAAAACCAUCGAAAUCGGUCAAAAUUCCCAUGGUUUUUUCUUCAAGUCUCUUGCCGUUCGAAAUUACCAACACUCAAUUUGCAAUCGUCGUGGCCAAUUCUACAUACAAUUUAAUAAUACGUUAUUUUUCAAAAAGCUUUCAUUACAAAAAAACAAAAACCCUUCGCAUGUAUACCUAUUACACAACGGUAACAGUGCCGUGCUCGCUUAAGACAUUUAAAAUAACCUAGUUAAAUAAUAAUUGUCGACGUACGUUUAAAAUUUGCAUAACUUCAAUAAUAAGAAAUCGCAUAUAAUUAUAAUAUUAUUUUACAAAAUAUAUUGUUUUAUACGUUGAUAGGUACCAACAGAAUAUAGGCAUGUAGGUGUGCACGAAAAUAGUAUAGAAUAUGUUUUAAAAAGAAAAUGUUGAUACUGCUGAUGGGUGUGCAAUUUUUUUUUGAAGGAAAAAGGCCGAAAGUGAUGGAUACAUAUUAUAUCUCUACUCAACGAUAGGUAAACCAUUGCUGAUUAAAAACGACUCUGAGUAGAGUAUUAUAAGUCGUAUUUUUUCCCCUUGUUGCCAAAAUAACCUAUAGAAAUCAAUACAAAAUUGUACCAAAAAUUGCCAAUUUUUCCUGUUUGUAAUGAAAAAAAAAAACUACUAAGAAAAUCAAAAGAUUGCGGGAGUCAUUUUUUGAUACACCAAUAAGAUUAAAAAAAAAAAAAAAUGUUACAAAAGUUUCUAUACAAUUUUUAAUCGGGCUAAAAUUUCUGAUAGAAAAAUUGUUUACAAACACAAAAAAAUACAAUAGUAAUUCUCGCUUUGCUCCGAAUCAAAAAUUAAUUUAUGUAGGUACAAUCCGAUAAUUCGUUAAAUCAAUGCGGUUAUAAAAUCGAGCGGCAAACUUGUACCGGUAGUUUUAUUUGGUUUCCAAUAGACACUAUAAUAUUAUGCUCUUCGAUACCUUUUUUACUCCAUACAUUUAUUUAAAAAUAAAAACAAAAUACAAAUAAAAUAGAUAGUAUAUUAUUAACUAUUAAUAUUAUGUAUUUACUAUAAAACUAAGUUAAUUCGAAUUUUAGACGUAAAAUAAACACAAUAUAAUAAAAUUAAAACGACCAAUUCGUAUUUUUUAUCUAGUCCAACCGCGACGCGAUUAUCACGUUAUCCGUUUAACGUAAACAAAUAUGGAAAAUUAUCCUGAUUUCGGUAUCCGAUACUGUAUUAAACGCUAGGGAGUAACAUUCGACGUUCGGUAAACUAUUGCGAUUUAAUGAUACAGCACAACAUACAGAUAGGUACGCUUUAAAGAUCGUCAAAAACCGAAAUCGACGAGCUAAAUUAAAUAAACUUUUCGCUAUUAUUGUUGUUAUUUUUUCUCUUAGAUGAUACAAAAUCAUUAGAACCGCAAUAAACUAUAUUUUACGAAUGCACCUGACUACAGGUUAUUAAUCGUCUUCGAAAAUGUGAAAUCUAAUCGAUUUGUAAUUAUUAUUAUAUUAUAUUAUUAAACUGGCAAGGCUAUCGCGCGGGUAUUGCGUUAUCGACGCCGCCGCCGCGCCGCGGUAUUGUCGUGUGCGCGGGGACAAGCGAAUCUGACCGAUCGGCACGCAAAACCCGACGACCGUGGGGAAGGUUCCUAGUUUAUUUUCAUCCGGUCCGGUAGGUCGGGAACCGGGACACUAAAAGACUGAGCGCAACAUAAUAUAAUGUAUAAUAAUGAAACAUAUUCGACAAUAGGAAUCGGGUCCAAAAACGCAUGUACGCGCGGUCGAAACCGUGAUAUUUGAAAAUAAACUGUAUUCGAAAGUUUUUGAAACGUUAAUAUUUCCCUUCCGAUUAACUUCUGUCGCUUUUUCUAGUGUUAGUUUUCGAUUUCUAAAAAUCGUUCGUUUUCUGAAUCCGAUUUUUAAAUUGCCACUGCAGUCGCGAGUUGGUCGCAGAAGAAUAUCUUACGAUUUGUUUUUAAUUAAUAUUCGCGACUUCCGACUCCCGUCGAAUAUACCCGGGCACGCCACUGUAUUUCCUUCAGCGAUAAUAAUAAUAAUAAUUAUUGCAAUACGUCCACGGUACAGGCAGGCACGUCGAUUGCGGCACGCGCGCGUUUCGCGUCACCCGAUCCGUCGUCUUCGUGUCGUGUAAUAAUUGCUGUCAUACGACAAUACCGCCGAUACGUGUGCCGGUCUAUACCGCGUAUACCGCGUAUACCCGGACCCCGGUUCGGUAGACAGGCAGCUACUGCAGCCGAGCCUCGGGACUCGCGGACGUCGUGUGUUUCGAAACGUUUCGCGGGGAAAACGGCCGGUCAAUGCCGACCCGCGCAUUGUGGUCCGGGGACCCGUUUGUCCGUCGUCGUCUUUGGACGCUGUCGUAUUUUUUUUUUUUUAUUUUCUUUUAUUGUUCGCCCGGGUUUUAACCGCGAUAAACAACCGUUAACAACCGUCGUCUAAACCGCCAUAGAGCGCCGGAGAGACAAAAAACAAUUCGGUACACGCCAUCAACGGGUACGACGACGGUGACAACAGUCUGUUGCGCGCGCGGUACAAAACGAAAAAUGCAAAACGCCGCGGGCAAAUCGGACGUGUCGGAAAACGAAUCGGCUUUUUUGACAGUACAAGGCUUUUAUUCUUUUUUUUUUUUCCCCCGACAAUUUCGAAACGUUUUUCGGUCGCGGUGUUCGCGCGUUUAAUAGUAUCUGUUCAUAUUGUUACUCGCAUAAUAUACCUACCACCGUACACGCAGCGUAGUAUUGUAAGUUAUUCCCUACCUGUAUUACCCACCUAUUAUGUGGAAAAUCCGCGGCCGUCCGUUUCGUUAGGUAGUACUCGUACCCGUGCGCGUAUAAAUUUACAGGCAGUUACUAUUAUACAAUGAUAAUAAUAUAAUAUCGCGUUUUUGUGAUCGACGUUCAGUAUAGGUGUACAGUGAAAGCUCCGCGGGGGGAAUACGCCGCGGCGGCGGGGGACGAGCGGUUAGGUACAUUAUGUAUAUACGUACUGGUUUCGACGGCGAAACGAAUAAAAAAUAAUAAUAAAAUGGCAAUGUUCCAUACAGGUUUCCGACGCGAAUAUAAUUAUUAUAUUAUUGGAUAAUAAUUUAUAUAUUAUGUUAUAUUGUCGUUGCGUCCGCGAGACGAGAUCCGCUGCUACACCGGGGGCCGACGACGACGGACGUCCCAUAUUAAUCGAGUACGUUGAAACGAAUAAAAACCGUUUAUCGUUUUGCGUAUAAUUGAAUAGUGUUUUACGGAAUUUCGAAUCGUCGUUGAUCGGCCGGUUCUAAAUCUCUGGUCGUCACGCAGAGAACAGCAUGUGUAGAGGACUAGCGUCGAUUUUCUAUCGUUUCGAAUACGAGCGAAUUAAAUUUCGAUUAAAAUAUACACGCAGAUUUUUAAAAAAUACGUACGCUUUGGAUAAAAAAAAAAUAAAGGGAAUAACGGGAUAAUAAUAACAAUAAUAAAGAAAAAAAAAUACACCAAAAACUAACUUAAGUCCUUCUUUCCCGGGACCAAAGACAUAUCCGGAAAUCCCAGACGGUCCGCGAAAUCGACACCGCAAUGGCAGUAUUCGUUAACAGAUUCGGAAAGAUGGCCCGAAAUACUCGAAAAAACUAACCUAUGAAUACAAGAUACUAUAUUGAUACCUCAAUACAGACGUCUAUAUAUAUAUUAUAUAAAAUAUACUUGCACAAUUUUCGAUAAGAUUCUUUCUUGUUGACCUUAAUAGAUACCAGAGAUAAGAUACAUGUACGUACAUACGUAAAAAUUGUAAAGGAUGUUUAAAUGUAAAAAAUGUCGAUAUUAUUUAUUUUCAACAAAGUAUCAAAAGUACAUUAAAUUGUUGUUACGGUUUUCAGUUAAUAAAAUUUAAAACUUGUUCGAAUAGAUUAUAUAAAAUGUAUUUUCAUUUGUAUGUGCACUGUUAUAUAGUCUCUUUACGGAGGAGGCAGAUAAAAGAUACAAGAAAGUAAAACGAAUCUAAAUGCACGAUAUAACACAUGUACAAGUUGAUGGAUAGUCUAAAAUGUUCUCCGUCCAUGACGAAACUAACAUAAUAUCAAAAAUAUAAAUUAACGGCAACUAUCCAUAGUGAAAAGAUUAGUGCAAUAUAGUUUUAUUUGAAAUUCAAAUCAUAUUCACGUUUCACGUAUUAGUAUAUGUAUAUUAUUAUUUAAAACACAAGCAAACAGUAAAACCGAAUAAAUAACAAAUAAUACUGCCGGCGUUUGUUUUUGUAUUUUAUUUUUGUAGUAUCGGUAGAAGGCGUUUCCCAUACGACCGUACAUAAUAUCAAGUAGGUAGAAGUUUACUCGUCUACUUAUUUUUGUAGGAGUUUAUACACGACUAAUACAUUAUACAGGGUUGGGCAGUAUCUUCGUUGCAAGUAUCUUAGAUUCGAUUGUAUAUUUUUUUUCGCCGCGAUUUCUGGAAAAUAUCGGGUAUUUAUAAAUAUGAAUAUAUCAAGUACUGCGAUAUUCAAACACAAUGCAUCUAAUGUCGAAUAUCUAUAAAUACUAAUUCCGAAGUAUCGCGCCCAUCUCUGAAUAUUUAACAUUCACCGAGGAAAGCGAUUCGCCGGUUAACUAUAAUAUUAUAUCUUCGGUCCCGGGGAAGAAGUGCGAAAGUCAAUUUCGUUUAGUUUUUAAUACAGCCGAAUCGAUAUAAAAACCUAACCGAAAUAAUAUUCUUGGCAUUUAGACCGAAAUAAAAAAAAAGGGGGGAAAUUACAUAUAGCACACAAUUAUAGAAAAAUGAAAUGCCAAAAAAAUGAUGUCGGUCCUUCUUCUCUGCAGAGGACCAAAGAUACACGCCAUGAUGCGUAUCUUUGUAGACGAAAAUCGAAAAACUCGCUGCGAUACCGACACUCGACCAACGUCAAUGAGUGUGCAUCGUGUGUCUGCGGAAUAGUUUAGUAAAAAAUUAUAUUAAAUUUCGUUUCACGGAAUCAAAACAAACAUUAUCGUCACCGUUAGCCGAGCCGCGCAAUUCAGCGCACACCAUUACUAUUGUACCCGCGUUAACGAUACAGUAGAAUCGACGUGUCCGACAAAUAUUUCGAAAAUUUGUUUUCUAUUAUUAUUACCUAUUUCUUUUUAUUAUUAUCGUAUUUUUUUAAUCGCCGCGAACCAUAGAGCGAACCGGUCGCGUUAUCGUUUCCUGUUUAGUGCCUAACGCACAUUAUGCAGUGCCUAGCUAGGUAACAAUGCUACUAUUAUUAUUAUUAUGCUUGUACUACUUCUGCGGCGGCGUCCAUCUCGGUAACGAACCGUUCAUUUUAUCUCGUUAUAUACCUACCUGUAUACAUAUUAUUGGGUGUUAUUAUUCCAGCUGCAGUAGGUAAGAAUGGCAAAUAUUUUUUUUUUUUUUUUUUUUUUUUUUAUUUACGAACCAGAACUAAUCCGUGACGGGCGUCCUUCGAAAGUCAAAAUAUUAUAAAAUAAUAAUAAUUCCGAAAUGUACGAACGCGAACGAAAAUCACACCGACUAAAUAAGUACCUAUCUAUAGUUAUACAAAUAUAAUAAUAGGUAGUAUUACAGUACUCGUAUUUUCGGCUUUAAUUGCAAUUAUAAAAAUAAUAAAAGCGAGUUUUCGCGAGUUUAAAAUAUAAUAAUAAUAUUUAAAAUUGUCAAAACCAUCACGACCGAACGGUCUCUGAUUUUUCGAAUCAAGAAUUCCGAUUUUCUGAAUCGAAAAAAAUAUGCGCAAACGUUAUACCCGUCGGUUGACGGUUUCCGAAUAUAAUACGACAACAUACGAUUUAUUAUUAUCUGCAGUAAAAUGAUGGACGGACCUUAUUUUAUUAUUGAACCGAAUUCGUUAUUAAUUUUGGGCGUAUAGUUUUGUAGAGAAUUUAGAGCUUUAUAUUUCAGACCGGUCCAUAUAUUUCGAUAAAACCAUAGUUUUCGAGUUAUAAAUGAAAAACUCCGAUUUUAGAGCUGUUUUUUCAAGACGGAGGAGGCUUUUUUUACGGUUUUAUUUUAUUUUGUUUUUUUUUUUUUGGAGGGGGGGGGCGUUUAUAGUGUAAUUCCGGGCGGCUAUAUAAAUCACGUGUUUGGGAUCGGACCCGACGAGUAUCACCGGGUUUUCCGGCCAAUCGGAUCGUGAUAAUAAUAACAGUAAUAUAUAUCAUCACUCGGCGCCUAUAGUAUUGUACCCUCGGGGGUUUCUGUGCGCCGUCACGCGCGAAUUUAUACAGUCGCGUGCCCGUUUGUAAAACGACCAUAAUAAUAAUAAUAAUAAUAAUAACAACAACAUUAUACUUACUGUACCUACUCGACAAUAAUAAUUAACAGAAUAUAAUUUGCGGCCGUGACACACACACGGUAAAUAACUCGUUACGAAACGCCCGGCGUACGACCGUCCGGGCCGUUUCGUCGUCUGCUCAUCCACGCGAACGCGCCCGGUCCAAGGCUGUUUUUCUUCGCCGUCGUUGAACCGGGCUAAACAGUUUUUGGACAUUGUCCGACGGAGUUGGCUCGAUACGACACGCCGACGUUGUAUAACAACGAGAAUCGAAAACGCCAAACCGACACGGCGGUUGUGCGGGCUAUGUAUAGGAAAAGGAGGGUGACGGACGGGCUUUCAUCCCUGGGGCCGGAUUAAGCCCGAGUACGGCUCUAAUAGGCACGCACGUAUGGUGUAUUAUUUGAAUAGCACUUUUUAAUGUCGCCUAAUGAGACCUUUCGGUAUUUAUGUUCUGAACACAUUAUGUCAUACUGACUGACUUGAGCCAUUUAGAAAACCAUUUUUACGUUGAGCCGUUAGUAGAUAUUUAUGCGCCGUUACGUUAUUUAGCGAUUUUCAAAAUUCGAUUUUCUUUUAUUGAUAGCUUAUAAGUAUGGAAACUAUGCAAAAUCGACUUGAACCUUUCUUUCUUGGGACCGAAAAAGUAAUAUUAUUGUAAUCAGUCAGAUAGUACAGUAAAAUUUCCAUACAACGGUCAUCGAAGGGUCCGGAAAUAAUGACCGCUAUUUAGAGGGGACUGUUCUUAUUAGAAGUUUCCUAUAAAAGCAUAACACUUGACAGGACCAAAAAAAAUGACUGUUACACAGAAUUUACCGUCUUUUAGAGGUGGCCGUUAACUGAAGUUUUACUGUAAUAAUAUUGUUGAAUGUAAAUAUUAAACACAUCAUAGUAUUCGUUUUUGUCGUGUUUGUCCUAUUCAGUAGCGAAUUUAAGGGGGGGGGAGGUUAGAAAGAUUUAUCACCCUUAUCACUUAGAAGGUUAGAUUUUAUUACCUAAACAGUAAAUAAGCUUGGAUUUUAAAGACGAUUUAACGGCAGACAUAAAGUUACGUAAAUACAUAAAUUCAAUUUUUUUUCUAGCCUCAGGUUUGUAUUAUGGCUACAUAAUAUGACACAAUUUUCAAAUUCAAUACUCCCUCCUUAUUGGUAAAAUCCUAAAUACGUCGCUGACCGUAUUUCAAGUACACGAAUACCAUCGGUAUAAGUACGACGCAUGCGUUUAUAAAUAUGAUUCGAUUAUUUUUCACGUUUACUUAUCCUGCAACUACCGAUCAUUAGCCUUUUUUUAACAAUUUAAAUUAGCAUGCGUGCAGCCGAAUGUAUUACAAUAAUAUAAUAUUUUUAUCUACGGAAAUAUUUAGAAAAAAAAAAAACACGAAUUGUUGUUACACAAUAAUAGACGUCGCUAUACAGGCGCAUGAAGUAGUUAUCCUUUAUUUUUUAUUGAGAGGGCGAGUCCAAUAAUACAUCUAUGAAGAAUAUUGCGCGUUGACCGAUUAAGAAAUUUACAUAAUUUUUUUAUUUUAAAGUCGCGCGAUAUUUAUGUAUAUUUUGAAAAAAAAAAACACAGCCAUUAAUUCUACGGAGUUUAUGAUGGUAUUAAUUUCGAUAUUAUAAAAAACGCGUUUAACCGUAUUUCCUGUACACGACUACAUGUAUAUAAACAUAAUUUUUUCCGUGAAACAACCUCUUAUUAUUACAAAACACAUUUAACGCUUUUAUAAAACAGUUCGUUUGUUCCUUUUUAUCGGAUUUUCACUAAAAAUAAAGACUAUCGGUGCGAUGUAGUGCGUAUACAUUUACCACUACUUUCGGACACUUAUAAAAGUUCCCUCAGGACCGAUUCGCCUCUAAUUAGACAAUUAGAAUUGUUUUAUAGGCUAAUCGAACCGAUACGAUUUCGGUUCGAUUUAACCGUGAUAUUACGGAAGGAGGGAAUUUGUUCGGUCAUUUAUUAUUUUGCAAAUACUAUGAUACUAUAUGACUAUAAUAGCGGUACGGAGCUUCGCUGCAUACGCGUGUUUUUUGAUUUUUCGGCGGUUUUUCAUUUGACCGCAUUCAAGACCGAAAAUUAAAGUCCGGAUUAUAUAAUAUAUUAUUUUAACGUGUUAUCGUGCAGUCCCAAAGGACUCGUAUGUACCGUCGAUUGAUCGCCAUGAGAUUCUUCGACGCGUUGGUUUUUUAUUUUAUGUAAUCGGCUUUAAAAAUAUAUUUUUCUCUGAUAUAAAUCGUAAUUUUUUUUUUUUUUACGGUCUCGUAAACGUUAGUUUUUACGUGAUUUAUGGCACAAAACGUAUAUUUUUAUUUCUAAUAAUAUAAUAUUAUACUCGUAUAUUAUUAUUUAUAAAAUAUAUUGAAUACACGCCCUGCUAUUUACGGGAUGGCAAAUGCAUGCAGUGAGUUCUUCCUGGUUUCGGACUUAUACGGCACUCACGGUAGGGGGUAACCUGAGUUAUCGAUAAAACGCAGAAAAACGAAAGAAAAAACAAUCAAUCUAUGUCCGUGCGACGAUUCUGUAAUCAGUUGGAUCAACUGAAACCAUCAUUGCAUACAUCUUCUCAUAUUUCUCCAAUUAUCAAGAAAACUACAAGGAAAAUCUACUCAAUUAGACAUGCUCCAACUAGAAAACAUAUACUACCGGAAAUCAUCCUUUAGGGCUUUAAGUAUAACCAUACUUUAGAGUGUAAUAAGGUUUCUUAUAGAGAAGUUGUUCACAGAUAUAAAACAUUAAUUAAAAAAAAGUACAAAUCAUAUUAUAGGUAGUAAAACCAACACAUUUUUUUCUUCGCUCAGAAAAAUAAUCUUUUAGCCAAGAUUCGUCCGUAAUCGUUUUUCUCUCUCAGUGGUCUGGGGAACCCAGAUGGUCACAGCACCGACUUCGACGCGAGACAUAGAGACUUUUAAAACGCAAUAAAACAGAUUAAGUCCGGAUUUUUAAAUUUCAGUUUCUACGCUUGAAUUUUGAAUUUUAUGUCGAUUACUUCAGAUUUCCACGCGGUACAGAGUAUACGUGUGCGACAAAAAUUCGCUUUUUUACUAGUCUCGCGCUCAAUCUGACGAAGACGUUUCCCAGCCGUUUCCUUGUCGUUUUCGAAAACUCCCUGACCCAUUUAUUAUAUUUGUCAUAAUAAUAUAUUCUGGGCGUGCCAUAUAAUAUUAUUAUAAUUAUUUGUCGCUCGUAACAUUAUGACGAUGACACGUUCGACUGUAUUUCAUAUUAACAAAGUAUUUCGUUAUAAUCUUAUAUAAUAUUAGUCGUGAUCGAUUCGCUCGAGCAAUCAUACGACGGGUUCGUCCAGUGGUAUGCGCUGGGGGAGGUUAGGGGUAACCUAACCUACUCGCAUUUAUUUAUUAUACUUAAUUAGCCAAGUUAAAAUAAAAUAAAACUUGAUUUAUUGAUUAAAAAUUGAAUUUUCGGCUUUUGAAUAUUCCCAAAUUAAGCAAAUUGGGUAGAGAAGAAGAGUCUACGGUGAUAUUUAGGAAUUAAUUAUUCCCUCCCAUUGAAAUUUAUUGGACACGCUACUAGAUUCGUAUAUAAUAAUAUUUAUAUUCUAUAUUAAUAUACAUAUAAGUAAAACUUCAUUUUAACCUCGAUUCAUCAAAUCAAUUAACGAACGUGCGAAUACCUGUUUCAGUCUAACCGAGCAGUCAAUAAUUCAUUGUAUUCACUCAUUUAGAAAUAGUUUCUACUUUGGGCCAUUUUUAGCGAUGCGUAUUUGUGUCAUGAUUGCCAAUAGAAUCAUAAAUGAACACAUUUGUUGUAUUUAUUUCAGUGCUUCAGUUUAUUGAGAACGUUUAGUUAAAUCGCUUCGUUUUGAACGAACCUUGUGGACGAUUCGUUAUGUACAAAAAAUACCUUCGGCCGAAUUUAAUCAGUCUAAAUAAACUGCAGUAUUACAGACACGCGCGAACUCCGCCUUCCCCGCUUAAAAUAUAUAAUAUUAUUAUAAACGAGAACACCACACUAUACGUCGUGCAAAAACAUACAGGUUCAGUGUUUACAAUGUAUAAUACAAUAUUAUACUCGUUAUGAUACAUAUAUAACAUAAUAUAUGCCGUAAACGCGAAUAGUAACAAUAAAUACUCGGCGUGUUUUCUACUUUCGUUUUUGGCGACAAACGGAUUGUCGCCUACGUAUUUUCAAUUAAAUUUUUACUACAAUACUCGCACAUAAACGUAGGAAAUGCCCAAGACGGAAAAUGUUACGUGAACAGUUUUCUAUACGCGGCACCGUCGCGAGUUUUUGACGAUUUUCCUGUAUUGAACGUCUCUGUAUAAUAUUACGAUAUAGGUAAACGUGUUCCGUGCAAUAUUAUUGUACUCUCGUAUCUUUAUAUUAUAUACGUUGUAUAUUUUUACUUUCCGAAUUCAUUUAUGUAUGUAUAUUAUAAUGUACUUCGGAUUAUGAAAUCUAAUAAUAAAUCAAUGAAAUGAUCCCCUCCCCAGAGACGUAAUUACGGUUUUUAGUACGUAGGUACCUGAUGGGUGGCGAAACGAACGCAGUCUAUGAAAAGCGGUCGCUUCUCGAUUUUAUUUUAGAUUUAAGCUGGUGCUUAAUACAAAAAUAAUUAAACGUCGAUACCCCGUUUACUACUAAUUUAGUAAAAAAUAGGUAAUGGGAAAUAUUGAUGGGUGAAUAUUAGGUUGGUUAUAAUAUUUGUUUUAGGAAUACGUUCGCUACUGCACCCACACGAUAUAAUAAUGUGUAAAAAUCAUCUCGCUAUAUCCUCUUAUUGCAUGUUUAUUUGGAAAUCUUGAACUUUGAAAACUGACUUAUCAUCUUCAUCAGUCCCCGUAAAUACGCCACUAAUUCCUCUCCCCCCAACACGACAAUUUCUUUUUCAAAAUAACAUAUUAUUUGUUACAAAAUGUUGAAAAAUCAGCCUCCUACCACUCCUGCCCACAAAAUCAUUUCACCGCCAUCACUAACAUCGUCUAUGCUCGAUUUAAAAACACACGUAUAAUAUCUGAUAAAACCGUAUAAUAUUAUCGCGAUUGAAACUCGCGCAAUUUUCACGAUUUUUUUGCGAUCGUAACAACGAGCGACUAUAUAAUUAUAAUUUGUUGUUAAAUCGUGCGCUCCAAUCGCGUGUACCUGCCGACCGCGUGCCGUACGUGAAGUCCGUACGUAACACGCGCGCGCGCGUUAAAAUAAUAAAAUGUUAUUUAUUACCCAUCUAUACAUACGUGUAAAACUACUUAGGUAUACUUAUUACGCUCAUGUUGCCCGCGAAUAAGUCAUAAAUGUAACGAGUUCGUUGAUAAUCGUAUACAAUAUGCGGCGGCGGCGAAAUCGGAUCGGCGAAAGUGUCGAGAUCACAAGAGAUUUCCGGCAGAAGAGCAAAACCGCGGGCGCGGCUCUAUACUUGGCGAUUUUAUCAUCGCAAUCAGUUGAAAAUUACGUAAAGUCUCGUUACGCAUAAUAAUAAUAAUGUGUCUACCUGUAUUUUUUUUUUCUUUACGCGCGUUCGUCUAAAACGCAACUCGUUUGCGUAUGUAUACACAUUUUUUUUUUGGAACGUUAUAGAAACCGUUUUUCCAUAAAAAAAAAAAAUAAUAAUAAAAACAAUAGCAGUUUAAAUUCUGGGCAUAGGGGUGCGCGUAAGUAAAUCGCGAGUUCGUUAUGUAAUAUAAUAUAAUUCAUUUUUUUAAGUAGAAAUGUUGAACAAAACCAAAAAAGAGAAGGUUAAAUAAUAAAACACACUCGCUAAAUUAUUUACUGAACUGGUCUUGUAUUUAAUUUAUCACGUUGUACAACUUAACGAUGUAAACAACGGCGAGAAUCGAGGAAUGUACAAAAUAACGUGCAGUCUACAGUGUUAUAAACUGCAGUACUUUGCUCGCUCGUACUUUUCGUAUUUCCCAAACUGAUUCAGCACUUUACACACCUAACUGCUGUAUAACACGCAGCGGUAUUAUAAUAAUUAUGAAGUGCAGUUACCUACAUAAAUCAUUCCGGGGAGGUAAUCAAUAGAGAACUUGUAGCGUUCAGAUCGAACGGACGCGAGAACGAUUAAAAACGGAACGUCGACGAUGAUUAGCCGAAAAGAUUGAAAAUUGAUUUUGUUUGUUAUUUCUUUUGCCAGAGAUAAAAAUACGGGAACAUAAAUAUUGUUUUAAUGAUAUUAAACGCGUUAAUAUUCGCCGUCCCGAACGAUUUUCCGUUUUGUUUAUCACCUCUGUGAUUGGUUAAUACGAACAAAAUGAUCGGUAACCGCGUACGGACGUUGUCGGCGACGGAGUCACCCGCACACCAAUAAUCCAGCCGCGCGCUUAUACCGGGGAGACUGUUUUGCAAUCGUCGCGCGUGGGAGGGCUGACCUUUGGAAUUUACGCCGCGGCGACGUAUUUAUACACCGGUAGGUACUAUAACCCGUGUUACAGUCUUGUAGAUGGGCUGCAGGUUAAUACCGGUAUUCGUAUCGGUAUACCGCGGGGUCGGUAUGUUGUUAACACGAUGGCGGUAACGCCUUCGAAAGCGCCGCCACCGCUGUGUCCGGAGAGCGGGGGCGCGGGCGCCGCCGCAGCGAACACGUGUAACGGACAGGUGAAAAAAAAAAGUGUAAACAAAACGGACAAGACGAAUGGAAAGAAAGAUAAAAAAAAAAAACCUAUCGUUACGUCGGAUUCUACCGGGGUUCGGUUUUUUUGCACAACUCCCGCGCGACCGGUAAUAUUGCGUGGAGCCUACGCGAAACCUAACCAUUGCGUUUCGCGCUGUAUUACUAUUAUGUAGGCAUCGAGUUACACCCACAAUUUAUUGUAAUUUAAAAUAUUAUUACUAAGGCCCGGGAUCCCAGUGAAAAUUACGUCUUUUUUCGAGUGGUAUUUAGACAAUGUUUUCCGAGUACAUGAUUCGAUUCGCGUAACAGAGGUGUAACUUUUAUUUUUUCAACGUUUUUUUCUUAGCAUUUUCCGGUCAUUUCUUUUUCUUUUUCUAUUUCAUAUCCGUACAAUAUUUAAUACAGUAUUUGUACAUAAUACGACCUAAUAGUUUAAAUUUACCCAAUUCAAAAUAUUACCCAUGUUUUUCGGGGUUUUCAGUCAAUCGGUCAAAUGCAGCGUUUUUUGUUUUUUUUUUUUUUUUUUAUGGCAUUUUUCGACGAUUUUCAGUGCAUUUGAUUCCAGGCUCUAAUUAUUAAAACGAAAAUUACCGUACCCACCGCGAUAAUCCGGUAGUGCGUACUUAAUAAACAUUAUUAUAUUAUAUCACUAUAAUAUAAUUAUAAUAUUAUGGGCGUAUUAUUAUAGCAAUAAUAUAAAACGGCCACCGAAUUUCCUCGUUUUGUGGCGUUAUUGUUGAUAUCGGCAGUAUAGAUAUUGUAAAUUACACGCGCAUUUCAUCGGAAAAUUUAAUAAGAAAAAAAAAAACAAACGAGUUUAGAUCGAUUUCCGCGGACGAUAAUCGAUUAUUCACGUCUCAUAAUGUCAUACCAAUACAAUAUACGACGGCGAUGCGAUUACGGAUGUCUGAUUAUUAGGUUACACAUUUUAUAAAGCUAGGUGAAUAUGUCGACGAAAAUUUCAUACACUAAAAAGUAAAAAUCAGUUGACCGCGAAUAGCAAACACGGACGAAAUCCAUACUGCAGACCACGCUGUCCCGUUUUUUCAUUACGUCUUUCGCACGACGGGAUCACAUAUCCGGUUAGGGGCGACCAACCGAGAGGGAAAACAAAUCGACCGACGGGUCAUAAUAUAUUAUUAUCACGGUAACUAUAGAUUCAAAAUCCCGAACCGCAAAACCUCCGGAACAUUGACGAUCAGAACAAGUCUUCUGCGGCUCGAAAAAUCGCGUUCGCAUCAUCCGCAGUGACGUAUUAACGAGAGCUGGAGGGGGGGGGGGGGUUGACGAAUUAACGCAAUUUAAACGGCUAAGUCAAUUCAUGAAAAUCGUGUCAAGCCCAUUAAGAAGUUGAAUGCCCUGGGGGAGAGCAUGAUCGCAAACCCCUACUCUCCCCCAAUAAAUACGCCACUGCGCAUCGUAAAUCAAAGUUUCUAUAGUAAAACCGUACACGUUUCUCGCCCCGGCCAACAAUCUAAAUUCAUUUAUUUUUAAGUAAAAUUUUAUUUCAGUAUCGAUAUUUUUUUUAUGAUCAUAAUGUGCACGACGUCUCCAAAACGGAGGCGGUGCGACCAUUUAAUCACGAUUUACUACAACAUUUGCCUAACGUUUGCUUUCAGGUGUUGAUCGUAUUGUGCGCCGUCCUCUGCCACCUGAUGAUCGCGUCGGCUCAGUUCGACUUCGGCGAGUUUCUGGCCAACGCCGAAGAAGCACCGACCCGCGACCCGAGACAAAACCGAGGCGAGUCGACAAGGGAUUGAGACACAUGACGAACUUUUCGAACUAACGGUUUUCCUUUUUUUUUUUUCACGUAGGACCCGUCGUGUUUCCCGUCACACAACCCGGUUCGGAGACGAGCGGCGUAGUAGUGGGUGCUUCCGGAUUCGGAUUCGUACCGCCCGGCGGCAACAAACGUAAGUGUUGAGGCGCCUUUGCGUAAAUACCUAUAGCCGUUGUAAUGGUGCAACACGGAUUUAUGCGGAAGUCUAAAAUUAUGUAUGCGGUCGAUAAAAAAUAUGGGUUGUACCCGUGGUUAAAAUACACGAGGUCAUUGCAUAUAUAAUAUACCCCAUCUCAAUAAAAUAUAUUUGACGAUAAAAACAAAAAUGACAGCGUAAAGGGAGCCGAUAAUAAUCAGCUAUAUUUACAUUUUUUUUUUCAUAGUAAAGACAAUUAAUAUUUACGAUAUCCCUUUACGCGGCCAUUCUGAUCUCUAUAUUGAUAACAAUCCGAGUAUAUAUGCAAUAACGUUGUAUAUUUCGACCAUCGGUCGAACCGUUGAACCACGAUUUCCGUAUCGCCUUUAUAGUCUUGCAAUUCUACGGACUAGCAGUCGAUGUAAAGGCGCCUUUUGGGAUUUGGGUUGGCGGUUUUUUUCCACCGCGGUAUACGGUCACGUCUGUAAUACAAGUACCGUGCGUAGUUCGGUAAUCGGCUUUUAAUCGGUCGGUUUUUCACGUUUAAACGACCCGGGACUAUUAAUAAUAGGUAUACGGAAUAUUAUUAGUUUGCCGAGGUAUUCCUCACGGACGUGCGAUAUCUGCGUCGUCGUAACGUAUAACGUCAUUACCGAACAUUGCGAUAUUUCAUUUACGAUCGGUCGAUUAUCGGCGCGUUGUGAAAACGGUUUUCACGGACAGAGUAAACAAGCGCUCGAAAUCACAAAAGAAGUUUAUGUAUGGUAGAAUUUUUUUUAAAGGGACAAUAGCCAAUUCUCAUUUCAGAUUUCGAGCGUAGAGAGGGGAGCUAUGGAUUUUACAAUGCUGUUUAUUUUUUUUUUCCUAGUAAACUUGCUCCGAUGUAUGAGUGUAGCAACUUUUCUGAAAGCUAAAGAGUUGUCUAGAUGGUACUUUAGAAAGGUCAUUAUUUGAUUUUCGAUACCAUUUACCAGAAAAAAUGAUUUACUCGAAAAAUCACUAGAUACUUUUUUUGAUUUACUUUCUUACAGUAUCAUCGCUAAAACUUUUAAGCCACUUUUGAGUUUUUAAGGAAUUUUAAUAUUUGGGAAUUUUUUUACUGUAAUUCGGUUAUAAAUACACGUAGAAGUUUAAAACUUGAUAAUAUUGCUUAUAUUGGACAUAUCUAGACGUAGUAAAAUUUCCAAUAUCAUUGGACGAUUUUUUUUUUUUUUUUAAUAAGCUUUUGAAAUCAAAUUUAAACCAAAAUCGGCAAAAAAAUAUUACGGCACUUCAAAUUAUACCAACAAUUAUACCAAUAAUAAUAUCAACUAAUGGUUUAUCGUUUUAUCGUUGUCUACAGAUAUAAAUGAAAUAACCUUAUGUAUCCUACCUUCCCAAUUUCUCAUUUACAACAGUGGCCGCUCCCGUCCCCAGUAUCAGCCCUUUUUUUUUUUCUGUUGUAAUACGAAAAACAAAAAUCUUCCCGUAGAAAUCCGUCUUACCGAAUCGGAACCGAGUCAAAAGGGUAAACCGCGAAUAGGAAUGGUCGAAAUUCGGAGAUUCUAAAGCACGCGCGAUAGAUUUCAGUCCGUCUCGCGGUCGGGUCGGUCGGUCCGGUCGGACCUAGACCCGUCAGAAGCGAUAUUAAAUAGAUUCGAUGUAAAGGGGGACUCGAUCCGGCCGGUACGGGUGUCAUCGCGAAUCGUAAGAAACCUCGAAGAAACAUUCCCCGAAUAGCUGCUCCGGCCGGUCUGCGGAGAGCUGCGGUCCGACGGCGCGCGGCGCCGCUAGUCGCUGUCCAGAAGUUGUUAGGCGCGCGGAAAUCGGCCGGACGUUCAUAAUGCCGUAUAUUGUUAUAAUAUACGGGUGUAACGGCGCGACGCGGAUUGUUCGGAUAGUUUGGACCUUUGCGAAUAUAUAUUAUAACGCGCGGCGCAGUGCAUUAUAACGUAGUUAUUGGCUCGUCUCGGCGGCGUAAUUACGAGAGUUCGGGGACGGGAUCGCCCGGCGGAGGAAUGCGGCUGCCACUGUGUGCGAUGCGGCGGGAAAUCAUCGCCCUUUCGUUGGCCGCCGCCGGUGUGUUUGGGUCUUCGGCGAGCGGUGUCUGGGGAAAGGGUCGCGGAGGUUAAUUUAGACAGACGAUGCCCGCGCGCGAACUCAAAGGGCGCGGGAGCGUUGUGCAGCGAUAAUACGUCCGACCGCGAGGAGCCGCGCGCCGACUGCGCCGAUAAGUCGUCUUUUGCGGACGUCAUUGAACGCCGUAAUAUAUAUAUGAUAUCUACACGUAUAUGCGUACAAUAACGUGGCGUAGAUCACGAGAAACACGUAUUUCGGACUCGCGGGGUAACGGCUGCGGCUCCUUUGUACACGGGCCGGGGCUGAGACGCUAAUGAAGACGAAACGCGGAGAGCGAGAGAGAGAGCGAGAGAGAGGCGGAGAGAGUGACGCGACGAGUGUAUCACAAUAAUACUCGCCGGUUAUUAACCGGGUUCGGGUUGUAGUAAUAAUAAUAAUAAUAAUAAUAAUAAUAAUAAUAAUAUCAUGACGGGAAUAUUCCGCUGCUGCGGGGAGACACUUCAAAGCCGAAACAUCGGCCCGGCUCUGUAUGCGGUGCACCGAAUACAGAAGAGUAGGUACUGCGGGCGGUUCACGCGCGGUCUCUGCAGUGUACAUUUCCCCGUUAUUACAAUAUAAAUAUUAUCCGGCAAUAAUAUUCGGAUACCUCCCCUGGCCGCCCCGUUGCGGUUUCGACGUUUACCGCCGCAUCGUAAUUAUUAUACUGCAGGGUACCCGACGCCGCCGCCGCGCGGGAUUUUCCACGUCCCGCGUUCUACGCGCCCGGGAACGCAUCGAAAUUGCCGGAAUCCCGUUUACCCGCGAUUAAGUAUACACUAAUAUUAAAUUUUCGGUUAUCUUUUUGCCAAUAUCGGACGGACGAUACGUGUUGUUCCCGCGGGUCCUAUACAAGUUAGGUACAUCGAAAUGAGAAGUAUGGGAAAAGUGGUACAUUCCCACGGCGCCGAAUCCCAUUUUGCCGACAACGCUUUCUUUUGCUAAUACUCGUGACGUACGUUGCUUGAAGUACAUCUACUCACGACUCCAAUCCACUAUAGCUCAUGUUAAAACAACUUGUUUUCGACGUCUUUUUUGCGGGGAUUACACUAGUUCUCUUAAAUUGUCAAUCUGCCAGAAUUAAAUUAGUAUUGUUAGAGUUCGAUUAGAACCCUUUGAAAAAAGUGAUAAAAUUUAAACCUCUCCAAGCGAUUAAAACACAGAAGAAAUAACCACUAUCCCGAAAUUAUCUUCUGGUACCGUAGAUAUUCGUACGAGAUGUGCAUGCCUACAAAAAUCUGUUUAUGAUAAUACCUAUAUUACCCAAAGUAAUUGUUGUGAUUACUGAAAAUCGUAAUUGUAUACAUUAUAUUGUUAUAGUAAACGUUUAUAACAGAUAUUUCGUUUUGUUUUUUUUUUCCAGGACCACAACCCCAGAACUUCUUCAGUUUCUGGUAAAAGAAUAA